UUAGUAAAUUUGCUCAAGUGAGGUCUUGUUAUGUUCAAAUUUCUCUUGGUUUGCAUGAAAAAGAGCAGAAACACAAGAUGCAUUUCUCUUGUUAUGUUCAAAAAAAACUAGGUGCAGUGUUGUUCCAUUUUCUCGUCGGUCUCAGUUGUGGAGUCAUUCUUUCCUUGACUGAGUAAAUCAUAGACGCGCUAAUGUUAAUCCCCGUCAUGUAUGAUGGCAGAAAAGAUGAAGCUGGUCCAAGUGCUGUCAUAUCUACAUCGUUCAUGGUUGGUUGAGAGCUGCUGCUCCUGCUGCUCUUAACUAUUGUGGGGCAUCUCCGUUUAACUUUUCGUACGUGGGGCGGAUUCUACACUCCUUGAUAUGUUAAAUCUGAUGUCCUUUCGGCUGUAUACUUCAUCCCAACCUUUCUUCCAGCUGAUUUCCAGAUGUCCAGUGACUUGAACAUAAAUCUUGGGAUCGCAGAAUGUUGCUCUCCAUGUCCAUCCUGCGUCCUCAAGAUUUAGUCAUUGAUAUACCCACCAUCUCCAAGAUUUAAUGUACGGUAGCUGUACGCCAGACCUUUGAUCUGUGCCGAGGAACAGGUUGGACAUCAAAAGAUACAGAAGGAUUCUAACUUUUUGAUGAGAUCCCUACCAGAUGAUGUCGGUGCAGUACAAGAUUUGAUGGCAACAGAUAUGAGAUUUCCUUUUUCUGAACUAAAUAGAUCAGAAGAGCCUUCAGCUGAAUGCAAGGAUGCUGGUGAAACUGAGGAUGAUAGUGAUGAUGGCGAUGGAGAUGGUGAUGAUGAUGACGAUUCAAAUGGGGAGGAAGGGACUGAUGAUGAAGAAGAUGAUUCUGAUGCUGAGGCUAGUGGUGAUGGAGAGAGUGAUGACGAUGACGACGGCAACGAUGAUGACGAGGAAGGUGACGAUGAUGACGAAGAUGAUGAUGAUGACGAUGACGAAGAUGAUGAGGAGGGGGAAGAAACCCAGCCGCCUUCUAAAAGGAAGAAAUGAGUCAAACAUUAUUUCUCCCUUUCUUAUUCUUUAAGCUAGAUUGGAUUGGAGGAAUCUCAUUGACAGAGUCAAAAGGUUCAAAACCAUAAUUUUCUAUGUGUCUUCUUGAUAUGUUAACCUUCUUGAUAUCUUAUUUAGCUAGAACAUUUCUACUCGGUCUCAUUUUAAUUCAUUUAAGGAUAUUACUGUGGAGAAGGCAACAUUGGGAUUAGAAGGAUGCAAAUGUCUACUUGGUAAGUUAUAACAUUUCAUUUUAAUGGAGAUUUCUUGUAUCUUGGCUA
This is a messenger RNA of Manihot esculenta (cassava), 1276 nucleotides long. Its product is annotated as prostatic spermine-binding protein. The transcript has 3 exons. Bases 621 to 995 code for a protein of 124 amino acids. The record is from RefSeq and is a predicted model, not a curated record. NCBI's taxonomy places the organism in Eukaryota, Viridiplantae, Streptophyta, Magnoliopsida, Malpighiales, Euphorbiaceae.